AUGAAAGGGAGGGAAAUGAGCUCUUCCCCUACUUAUGUAAGAUUGUCCAGCAGCAAUGAUGCAGAGGCAACAAGCUCUCCUAGGAAAGGUUAUGUUCCUGUACUUGUGGGAACUGACAAUGAAGACAUGGAGAGACUAUGCAUUCCUGUUAAGCUGAUAAAUCAUCCUUCUCUGGCUUCUUUACUUGAUGAUUCCGUCUUGGAUUUUGGAUAUACGCAGCACGGGUUACUUAGAGUUUCAUGUGGUGCUGAAGACUUCAAAGAAAUUGUCAAGAACAUAUCAAGAAGGAAGUAUGUUCUAUUCUAG
Coffea arabica (coffee) is the source of this 306-nucleotide messenger RNA. The record is from RefSeq and is a predicted model, not a curated record. NCBI's taxonomy places the organism in Eukaryota, Viridiplantae, Streptophyta, Magnoliopsida, Gentianales, Rubiaceae.